This is a messenger RNA of Trichomycterus rosablanca, 2386 nucleotides long. It is a transcript of the gene gramd4b, whose product is annotated as GRAM domain containing 4b. Gene Ontology annotation, biological process: apoptotic process; negative regulation of toll-like receptor 9 signaling pathway. Lineage: Eukaryota; Metazoa; Chordata; Actinopteri; Siluriformes; Trichomycteridae. Bases 24 to 1850 code for a protein of 608 amino acids. The transcript is spliced from 19 exons. The record is from RefSeq and is a predicted model, not a curated record.
ACAGGCAGAUUUUGUUUCUGUUAAUGCACUUUCGUUGCAGAUUGCGUGCAGGGGUUGCAGUUCACCAUGUUAAGAUAAAGGUGUGGAGUCGUGAACUGAAGAUGCUAAAGCGACUGGAUAAGAUAAGGUUUCGAGGACAGAGGCGAGAUGAUUUCCUGGACAUCGCGGAGUCGCCCAACGUGUCGGAUAGUGAGUGUAAUGACGACCUCCUGAUAAAACCUUCGGCCUCCAUUAAAGAUGCAGAGGAACUCCGUGACCCUGCUGGUCCAGGGUCAAUCACCAUGGCUGCUACCAUCCAGGACUACCAGAGGACAGAGGUGGACAGGCUCAAUGAAGUUAAGGGUCACCUUGAGAUUGCCUUAUUGGAGAAACAUUUCCUUCAGGAGGAGCUGAGGAAACUUCGAGAAGAAAUGAAUGUGGAGACUCUGAAGCAAGAGCUCGAGAAGGAGAAGUCAAAAAGACUUGACCUUGAACAGAAGAUGAAUGAAGUUCUCAAAGCCAGACCAGAGGACUCACCACCCCUUCCUGCUAAAGCACAUGGUCCUGCUGUCAAUGGAACAGGCGAGAAGCAGUCGAUACGUUCUAAGAUGUGGAAGUGGUUGUAUGAGCGCUUUGGUGUGUACAUCGAGGAUUUUCGCUUCCAGCCUGAGGAGAACACAGUGGAGACAGAGGAGCCGCUCAGUGCUAAAAGAUUAACUGAAAACAUGAGACGACUCAAACGGGGGGCUAAACCAGUCACUAACUUCAUGAGGAACCUUUCUGCCUUAUCCAGCUGGCACUCUGUGUACACAUCAGCCAUCGCCUUCAUUAUCUAUAUGAAUGCUGUGUGGCAUGGCUGGGCCAUUCCUUUGUUUCUAUUUCUAGCUAUUCUCCGCUUGUCCCUGAAUUACCUCAUCGCAAAAGGCUGGAGAAUCCAGUGGAGCAUUGUGCCUGAAGUUUUUGAACCAGUGGAUCCUCCUAAAGAAGAUUUGACGGUUUCAGAGAAGUUUCAGUUAGUGUUAGAUGUAGCUCAGAAAGCACAGAACUUGUUUGGAAAGAUGUCUGAUGUUUUGGAGAAAAUCAAAAAUCUUUUUAUGUGGGUGCAGCCAGAGAUCACUCAGAAGUUGUACAUGGGUCUGUGGCUUGCAUUCAUCGCUUCCUGUCUACUGCCAUACAAACUGCUGGGCUUUAUAAUCGGACUCUAUGCUGGAGUCAAAUUCUUCAUCAUCGACUUUAUUUUCAAGAGCUGCCCAAAACUUAGGGACAAGUACGACACACCGCACAUCAUUUGGAAAAACCUGCCGACUGACCCCCAGCUCAAAGAACGACAGAGCUCCAACAUCAGUCGACGGCAUAUCCAGCCUGUCGUGGCACGUGGUAACCUGGCAGCUGGGGUGCCCUAUGGCGUGGGCCGCGAAGAGGAAGGUGGCCGUGCCUACAGCACCAAGAGAGGACCAUUUCAUGAAGUCUUUAACCUGUCUGAGAAUGAGCGCCCCCUAUCAGUGUGUGAAAAUGGAUGGCGCUGCUGCUUGAUUAACAGGGACAGGAAGAUAACCACUGACUACAUACGCAACGGCAUCCUCUAUGUGACAGAAAACUACUUAUGUUUUGAGAGCUCCAGUUCUCGUUCAACGUCUAAGAAGAACAAAGUCAUCAAACUUCAAGACAUUAAAGAUAUUCAAAAGUACAAGGUUUUGUCAGUAUUGCCUGGAUCCGGGAUGGGAAUUUCAAUAACCACACCAUCCACACAAAAGCCUCUGAUAUUUGGUGCCAUGGUUCAUCGAGACGAAGCGUUCGAGGCUAUCUCCAACCAGUACACCAAGAUCAUCGGCUCUACUUUACCCGUCACAGUGACGAACUCAGAAACGUAGAGCGUGCAGAGUAGAGAUCACCUGGAUCCCCAAUUUCAGCUGGAGACUUCAGAUCUGAUGCAACUUUUCUAACAUCUGCACAAGAAGACUGCCAGAAGAAAAAAUAAUCAUCUCUCAUUCACGUGUGCUGGAGUGAUGCACCGGGGUUUUACAGGAGCUGGAUCUCCUGGAUCAUUCUGAGUAGGUUCUUAUUGUGUCUCUCUGUUUUUUGUUUUUUUUCAUAACUCUUCUAACUGUGUGUCACUUAACUUUUAAUCCUGGGGCUGGUUCUCCUCUCUCGUUCUGUAAGAUUCUUACUGUUUGUGUGGCUUUCAUGUCUUAUUGCUACGUUUUGUUAUUUAGGUUUAAACUAGGACCUGACCAAUGUAGUUUAGGGAGCAUAUUUGAUUUACUGACUCUGAAACAAAGAACAUAAUUCUCAAAAUCAAUAUAAAUAUGAAAUAAGCAACUUAAAAGCUAAGUUUGUCCUGCACCGGUUUUAAAAAUGAACAGUUUAUAAAUGUGAACCAAGAUUCUUAGUGUGAACCAGGAUAUUC